ACAGUCCACAAGCGAAGGCACUAGAGUCUAGACUCUAGAGUAGUAAAAGUAAUAGUCCUAACCGUCUCUCUCGUCUCGCGCUUCUUAUGUCCAUAGCCACAUUUUGCGUUGAUUAGGGUAGAGGCCAUUGCAAUACGUGAAAAGCAGGAUCAUGGAUUUUAGAGAUGGAGCUCACAAAUUGUCUCGUUGUAUUGUUGCUAUUCGUAAUCUUGGGCUUCAACUACUGUGGUACUUUCUACAAAUAAUUUUCAGCACAUGGCAUUCCAUAUUAGCCAUGGGUAAUUUGUUUGAAAGCUAUUUCAUCUCUUAUGGAGUAUUGAAGAAAUACAAGUCUCUUCAUUUAGGAAAGCUUCGGUACCUUGCCAUUGUCAUAGAAAGUGAAGAUGCUCAUCAGACUUCAAAAGUUGUUAAACUCUUGCAGUGGCUGGACUCUAUUGGUAUAAAGAAUGUAUGCCUCUAUGACAUGAAUGGAGUGUUGAAGAAGUCCAAAGAAGCCAUAUUUCAAAAAUUGAAGAAUGCAAAAUCCAUAGAGGAAGUAAAUGAAGCUGUCACACACAAUGUUCCAGAUCAGAUGACUUUAGAAUUUCUUUCUUAUGUGGAUGGGAAGGAGGCAGUGGUCAAAGCAGCUAACUUGAUUUUUGUGGAGAAUUUAAAACGACAUAACUUGGGUGGAGAACUUGAUGGUCGAAUCUUGUUAGAGCCUCAACUGAAUGAGGCACUGCAAAUUGUUGGUAGCAAAGGCCCUGCACCUGACCUUUUACUGAUUUAUGGACCUGUGAGGAGCCAUCUUGGUUUUCCUGCAUGGAGAAUUCGGUAUACAGAGAUUGUACAUAUGGGAUCAUUGAACUUCAUGAGAUACGGUUCCUUAAUAAAAGCUAUUUACAGAUUCACGAAAGUGUACCAAAAUUAUGGUACAUAGGGAAGGAGUUUGAAAGUAAUUGACUGUGAAAAGCUCAAAGCAUAGGCGUGAAGAAUAGAAAAAUACGUAGCUAAAUAUCUUUGUGGAGGAAGUGCUUUUUCAAUAGUAAUGCGUAAAUGUGUCAUGAUGAGAAAUAGAAUUCAAGUCAUGAUUUAUUUUCACUAUUAAUUUUCAAAAAAAUCGGUUAUACUAUCUUCACCCUCAUCCCUUGUGAUGUCUUGUAAGUUGCGUGUAUUUUUAUUUGAUGGCACCACAACAGACUCGUAUAGCGGAUGUAGUUCAUCUGUGAGCGCGGGGGCUUGUGGGUGGUGGCCGGUGGGAAUGCUUUUUCGUUUUAAUUUUUU
Messenger RNA from Gastrolobium bilobum, 1263 nucleotides. RefSeq lists its product as uncharacterized. The record is from RefSeq and is a predicted model, not a curated record. The transcript is spliced from 8 exons. Gene Ontology annotation, cellular component: endoplasmic reticulum membrane; dehydrodolichyl diphosphate synthase complex. Lineage: Eukaryota; Viridiplantae; Streptophyta; Magnoliopsida; Fabales; Fabaceae. Bases 152 to 919 code for a protein of 255 amino acids. Gene Ontology annotation, molecular function: ditrans,polycis-polyprenyl diphosphate synthase [(2E,6E)-farnesyl diphosphate specific] activity.